GUUAUCUAUGGAUGCAGAACAAAAAUUUGAAUAUUUUCGUCAAAAUGCAUCAGCGUUUAAGCGUAAUUACGUCCAAUAUUACCUAAGGACUCCGGUUUUAAACAUCAUCGAUGCCAACGACGCUGAGUUAGUACUAAACGAUCCCCGACUACUUUCUAAAGGAUUGGGUUACAAGUUCUUGCAUCCGUUUAUUCAGACGGGCUUGCUGACAAGUGAUGGUGAGAAAUGGCGCAGCCGACGUCGUCUACUUUUACCAACAUUUAAUUAUAAUAUUCUACAACAAUUUGUGGAUAUAUUCAAGCAAGAAUCUUUAAAUUUUGUAGAAACUUUGAACACACAUUUCAAAUCUGAAGAUAACAAUGCUGUAAUAUUGCUGAACAAAUUAAUGCCUAUUUUGACCUUAAACAAUAUAUGUGAAACUGCCAUGGGUGUACACCUGGACGAUCGUCUGGAUUGUAAUGAGUAUCGUCAACACUUUGCCAAAAUUGAAAAGAUUUUUUUUGAGCGCACCACUAAUCCAAUCAUGAUUUUCGACUUCAUUUACUUUAAAACAAGAGCCGGUAAAAAUUAUUUAAAAACUAUGGAAACGUUGCACGCCUUCUCCAGCGGAAUUAUAGAAAAACGUCGCAAACUACUAAGCGAUUUAGAGAAAUCUUCAGAAAAUUCCAGCAUACCAAAUGAUGAAGACAUGCACUACUCCAAACAACGUUACGUCUUGUUGGACAGUCUUUUGAGGGCUGAGAAGGAGGGUUUAAUCGAUCAUGCAGGCAUUUGUGAGGAAGUCGAUACCUUUGUUAUAGCAGGUUCCGAUACAACCGCUAUAGGCUUGAUUUUUGCCUUCAUGAACCUUUCCCUUCAUCCCGAGGUGCAGCAGAAAUGUUAUGAAGAAAUGCAGGAGCAUAUUAGCGAUGAUCUUUCCAACUUGGACAUGGCAAACUUGGCGAAACUUCAAUAUUUCAAUUGUGUUUUGAAAGAGUCGCAACGUCUAUAUCCCACGGCACCAUAUAUAUCAAGAGAAUGUAGCGAGGAUACUGUCUUCAAGGGGAACAUUCUAUUGCCGAAGGGAACACAGAUCAAUAUACACAUCUAUGAUAUACACAGAAGUGCCAAAUACUAUGAAGAGCCGGAAGUCUUUAAGCCGGAAAGAUUUUUACCCGAGCAAAGAAAAAAUCACCCAGCGUCUGCCUUUUUCCCCUUCAGUGCAGGACUUAGGAGUUGUAUUGGAGAAAAAUUUGCCAUGCUGGAAAUGAAAACUUUAAUGGUUUUGGUACUUAAAAACUUUAUUUUAGAACCGAUCACUUAUCCCGACGAAAUUCGUUGCUCUAUUGGUGUUGCGUUGCGAUGUUCUCAUGAUAUAAAAAUCAAGCUAAGAAGAAGAUAUUAGAGGAUUUAUCAUUUUUAAAAAUUAUCUCCAAUUAUAUCUAACCUUAAAACAAUGAAACAAGAAUAAAUAAAGCAAACGUCUGUCUCUCCCCUUGUCGCCGCAAAUAUAAA
Molecule: messenger RNA, 1494 nt
Organism: Stomoxys calcitrans (stable fly)
Lineage: Eukaryota; Metazoa; Arthropoda; Insecta; Diptera; Muscidae
Product: cytochrome P450 4p1-like
Exons: 7
Coding region: 8-1384 (458 amino acids)
Molecular function (GO): monooxygenase activity; iron ion binding; heme binding
Source: RefSeq, a predicted model, not a curated record